Drosophila virilis is the source of this 509-nucleotide messenger RNA. RefSeq names its product leptin receptor gene-related protein. NCBI's taxonomy places the organism in Eukaryota, Metazoa, Arthropoda, Insecta, Diptera, Drosophilidae. Gene Ontology annotation, cellular component: endosome. The record is from RefSeq and is a predicted model, not a curated record. Gene Ontology annotation, biological process: late endosome to vacuole transport via multivesicular body sorting pathway.
AUUACCAACACCUGCAGCUUUGGUUAUAUGCGCAUUUCUAACGUGCCUGGGCAUGACAUUCCUGAUAUUGGCCUGCGCCGUGCCCACACCCAAGAUCUUCUAUCCGUUCUUCGUGCUGCUCUUCUACGUGUUAUCAGUGCUGCCCGUCUUCAUAUCGAAACGGACUACCCCCGGCACCGAAACCAAUCCGAAAACAGAAUUUGCGCUCUUCCUUACGGCCGGCAUGGUGCUCAGUGCCUUUGCACUGCCCAUUGUUCUGGCCCAUUCGGCUGUCAUCGGCUGGACCGCGUGCACGCUGACGCUGAUAGGCAAUGUCAUUAACUACUCGACCAUGUUUGGCUAUGCCAUGCGUGAAGGCGAUGCGCCAUAUGGAGGCAUGUUUUAAGUGGAAGACCGUUUAGUUUUAGGCACCCGUCGGCGAUUUGCGGAUGUAGCAAUUUGGAAGCAUUUGGCUCCAUCAAAGACGACAGUCAAUCUCACAUUAAUAAAUAUAUUCACAAAACAAUUAA